This is a messenger RNA of Copidosoma floridanum, 826 nucleotides long. RefSeq lists its product as uncharacterized. Lineage: Eukaryota; Metazoa; Arthropoda; Insecta; Hymenoptera; Encyrtidae. The record is from RefSeq and is a predicted model, not a curated record.
ACGUAGAUCGUAAUAAUUCGCGUCGAACAAUCAAAGAGACAAGAUGCGCAAGACUCCAAGCUACGUGUGGCUGCUCGUGUUCUGCUACGGCCUCGGACCUGCACUCGCCGUUCCCGUAGCCCGGAAAACCGAGAAGAAACUCGUCGAGUCGGCCCACCUCCCGGACACAGCCUUACUGGAGGGCCUCGACGCCACCGACCACGCCCGGGCCAAAAAACAGGCCAGCACGACCGUUUGCAUGCACAUCCAUCAUCAUAACAACAACAGCAAUACCGAGUGCGCCAACUACAACGGCGUCAACUUGCCCGUACAGCCGAACAAGAACCAAGUGCCAUCGCACCCGAAGCCACAGGGGUAUUCCGGCUAUUCGGAGCAGCCCAUUUUUCCAAACCUCAUUUCGCACGGGCUGGUCAAUCCAUGGAUGCCCAUGGGCUACAGUGGCAUACCCAUGUAUCCGAAUCCCUGUCCGAUGCAUUUCGAGGGCCAGUGUAACUGCCCGACCAACCAGACCAAGUCCGGUGACGUCGAGUUGACGCCCAAGAUGUCCAAGGACUCGGCCCAAAUGAAGGACGCCGACAUGGACAGCCAGGAAACGCAAAAACUCGACGACGCUAGUGCGGAGGUCCACGAGUCGAGCUCCAGCCGGCAAAGUCGGCACUACGUGCAAGAAGAAGAAGAAGAUCCCGUCGACGCUGCACCCGAGACUAAGAGCGAGCAUCUCCAGGAGGCGGAAAAGGUGACCAAAAUGAUCAAGAGGAUGGUAGAUCGGGACGAGAGGAUCUUGAGGAGCCAGCGCAUGGUCGGCUCUUCUGUUCAGAGCAAGUGA